AUGUCGCUGGAGGAAGAAGAAGUGCCCUUUGACUUGCCGGACUUGCCACAAUUUAGUGCGGUGGAGAGUAACAAACUUAGCAUCAUUGGGAGAACUCUCAAUCCGGAGUGUCAAAGGAUGAAGGAUCUGAUAUUAGAUAUGCCGAGGAAGUGGCAAGUAUACGAUAGAGUACGUGGUGUAGCUUUAUCUCCUACCAUGUUCCAGUUUGUGUUCAAAUACGAACACGAUCUCGAGGCGGUGAUGCGGAAGCGUGUGUGGACCUUUAACGAAUGGAGUGUCGUGAUUGAUAGGUGGGUGGAAAAGCCUCCUGAUGAUUAUUUGCAGUAUUUGUUGGUGUGGGUUCAGAUCAGAAAUAUUCCAGUGAACCACUACACAACAAAGGCUAUAGAAACCUUUGGUGGUUUUGUUGGGAAUGUGGAUGUGGUUGCUUUUGACCCAAGUAAGGCUCAAAGUCAGGACUAUGUGAGAGUUCGUGUAUUUUUUGAUGUCUCGAGACCGGUCAGAAGAACAAAAGUAAUCAAUUUGCCUCAAGGUGGCUCUGUUACUUUGAGAUAUGACUUCGAGAGAAUACAAAAGAGAUGUCAUCAUUGCCAGCGGUUAACGCACGAUAAAGAUAAGUGCCCUCAGCUAAUUCAGGAGAGGAAAGAUCAAGCUUCUGAGAGGCCUAAAAGAGUGCUGGAGGAGAAACAAAGAAGAGAGAUGGUGAUAUCGAGGGACGACCCUCUGUAUGGAGUUUUAAGCGAGGAACAAGUGGGGAUUGAUACUAUGACAGGAAGACGCAUAAUAAACCCUGAGGUCUUACAAAACAUGCGUGAAUAUCUACUAGCGGCUGAAGGUGGUGAAAAGCGAGUGAGGAUAGAGCGUGUGCGGAACUCUGUUAUGGAGCUUCAGAAUGAUCCGGUUGGCCAGAGAGAUUUUCUACGGCUAGAGGCUCCGCCAAAGGUGACAAGCAAUGUGGAUUUUGAAAAGGGUCGUGUGUUUGGGUAUGGUCUGAAAAAUGUGGAGAACCAGAUUGUCUCAAGGAGAUCAGAAGGAGUUGCUAAAUCUCCUAUGAUGGAGAAGGAGCAGCGAGGUGUGGCAUCUGAUCCUUUAAAGGGCAAAGAUUUCGAUCCUCCACUUCUUCCUGAAUUCUUUGAAUGUUCAACGGGUUUUAGCUCUGGUUAUGCAGAGGCUAACUCUUCCGGGACUUCAAGAAUAAAGGGAGGAAGACGAUACAGGCCUCCAAAACGUUUGCGGAGGUUUAAGCCGAGACUAGUUGAUGCAGAGAGAGAGGAUGCGACGGGGAAGGAUGAUGGGCCUCCUGUUGGCAAACAGGCUGCUAAAAGAAGAGCUGAAGCUGUGGCGGGAGAAUUUACAAGAGUUGCAAGAAGGUCAAAAUCUGAGGUGGUCCCAAAUGGGGGACUGCCCAAUCUUUAA
Messenger RNA from Raphanus sativus (radish), 1416 nucleotides. RefSeq lists its product as uncharacterized. The record is from RefSeq and is a predicted model, not a curated record. The transcript has a single exon. The coding region runs from base 1 to 1416 and encodes 471 amino acids. NCBI's taxonomy places the organism in Eukaryota, Viridiplantae, Streptophyta, Magnoliopsida, Brassicales, Brassicaceae.